UAAUCAAAUCCCUGCUUGCCAUUGGCUAAAUACUCUGGACAUCUGGACAGUUAAAGGGACCGCUGAGAAGGAGCUUGGCUGAUAUAGAUGUAUUCAGCCAAGUCAGAGUAAAAAAAUGCCUUGGUGGUGGCCAUUUCUUCUGCUGGUGGUGUGUACCCGUGGGAUGUCCCAGGAAUGUAUGGAGGAUCCUGCCGAAGCCUACCGAUUCACAGGGGUCGCCUGCCGUCUCACCUACCCUGCUGCUGUGGUCUUGAAUGAAAAAACAACCAAAGUGAUAGAAGCAGCGUUCCAACACACAAAAUAUCCCACAAUAAAAGGAGAGAAGGCUCUGCUGUUUGGGAGCAAACUUAUCUACGGACUGAACAAUUUAGAGAUUUACAACCUGACCAUUGGCCAGAGUGCAUUUGAGCUGCGCCCCGGUGAGGGCAUCUCUUUGAACAUCAGUAAUGUGUCUGUAGUGUUCAAAGGCACCAUCCAGUAUGCAUACGGCAGCUGGCUUCUCAAUUUUGGACAUUCAGUGGAUUUUGAAAUGGAGUCUGAGAUUGACCUUGGGAUUAACCCGAAACUGUACUGUGGUAAUGGUAAAGUGUCAGCUGACACAUCUGACUGUUACUUGAAAUUCCACAAACUGGACCUGCUUCUGCAGGGAGACAGAGAACCAAACUGGCUAAAGAAAGUCUUCACCCACUUCCUCACUUUUACUAUCAAAGUAGCCGUCAGAGGACAGAUUUGUCAGGAGAUCAAUAAAGUGGCAAACAUACUCGCAGACUUUGUCCAGGAAACUGCAGAGAAAUUCCUGACUGAUGGAGACAUCAGUGUGGACAUUGGUGUAACUGGGCCUCCAGUCAUCACCACCAACUACAUCGAAUCAUAUCACAAGGGCUUUACAAUAUACAAGAAUUCCACAACUGUAAUUGAAGAGUCUGUUUUUAACCCUCGUCAUUUGAAAGAGCAUCGAAUGCUGUACUUCUGGUUGUCAGAUCAUAUGUUAAAUCAAAUCUUCAACGCUACUCACCAAGAUGGCCGCUUCCAGCUCAACAUCUCUGGACCAGAACUCACUGAACUUUUUGAGACAAAUCCUCCUGAUGACAUGCCUGAGUUUUUUCGGAAGUGUAUCCUGGAGUCCAGCUCUGCGGAGCUCAGAGUGUGGAGCACAUCACAAGCGUUUAUGAACACGAGCCGUGACUUUGGGAGCACUGUGUGGGCACAGGCCUCGGGGCAGCUCCACUGUGGAGGCUCCACCACACCAGUCCUAUCUUUUGAAACGAAUGUAGCAAUGGAGGUUUGGGCGUCUUACGCUAAUAAGAAAAUCUCCUUACAUGGUAAAGUCACAGAGGUUUUUGCUAGUCCAGUUCAGAUACCAGUAGAAUAUUAUACGAUCGAAGAAUAUAACAAACUGCGAACAUUUCUUGAAAAUGCAGUGGAGAAGACAGGUGUGCCAAAGAUCAUUACCGUUCUUGAGGCAAAGAUAACUCUACUGCUCAACAAGCAGGGGGUCAAUCUGUUUGACAUCUACAAUCCGGAAGUAAUUCCUCAAGAUGGCUAUGUGCUGAUCCAGAUGGACUUUGGCUUUCCACAUCAUCUUCUUGUCGAGUUCCUCCGGAAAACUCUGGAGUAGAUAAGCCAGGAGCGCUGUGUGAACUGUAUUUUAUCAGUCUGAGUAGGCCAGAUACAGGCCACUAGUAGCCUACAAGUCUACAGCAAGUAACACAACCCACGUGCUGAUAGUGAAUAAUUAGCCUUUUGUUGUAAAAUGUGUAUUAAAGUUUGAAACCUACUGAACAUGAAUAAAUGCAAAUGCGUAUUUUGUGUC
Messenger RNA from Periophthalmus magnuspinnatus, 1813 nucleotides. It is a transcript of the gene cetp, whose product is annotated as cholesteryl ester transfer protein, plasma. The transcript has 17 exons. Gene Ontology annotation, cellular component: high-density lipoprotein particle. Gene Ontology annotation, biological process: cholesterol metabolic process; high-density lipoprotein particle remodeling; triglyceride metabolic process. The record is from RefSeq and is a predicted model, not a curated record. NCBI's taxonomy places the organism in Eukaryota, Metazoa, Chordata, Actinopteri, Gobiiformes, Gobiidae. Gene Ontology annotation, molecular function: cholesterol transfer activity; triglyceride binding; cholesterol binding. The coding region runs from base 116 to 1618 and encodes 500 amino acids.